Molecule: messenger RNA, 4926 nt
Organism: Opisthorchis viverrini
Lineage: Eukaryota; Metazoa; Platyhelminthes; Trematoda; Opisthorchiida; Opisthorchiidae
Exons: 14
Coding region: 1-4926 (1641 amino acids)
Source: RefSeq, a predicted model, not a curated record
AUGACUGUUCUAAAUCCAACAAUCAAUGCCGGUCAUUCCGAAUCCUCCGUGCUUACGUAUUUCCACAUCCCUUUCACCAUAAUAGCCCUGCUUCCGUCAAUCCGGUCUUUCCUUUGUGAUGAUCUGGGUUCCCUCCCGUUACCGCCGACCGUCGACCACAAACGCCGAAUUCUACUAGAGCGCAUCGAUGUGGUCACGCUUGGACCCACCCCAGCCCCUCCUGAGAACCCGCCACCCAUUCCUUCCAUCCAACGCAGACCUCUUAGUAGUGUGGUUAGGCUAUUCUCUUCAUCCAGAAAACGGUACUCGCUCCCUGCAUCCAUCAGAUACCCUCCUCAGCUACCGGAAGUAGUCGAACCGCCGUUACCCCCGAAAGGACACCAACAUGCGCUGUCGUUACAAACUUCGAAAACUACAGAGGAUUAUGAGGUGCCACGAUCCGUUGUAGACUGUGUCUCUGGGACUGGUUCCCCAUCUCAUCUAUCCAGCCAACCGUUGUUGCGUCAGCACUUGCGUAGCCGACAUUCGAUGUCCCCUCAAUUGGAAAUCGUCCAGGCCAAUCAGAGCACAGCCUUCGUUUCGCCACAGACGCCACAACUGCACCCACCGAUUGUGACCCCAGACAGUCGGGAUGACAUUGCUCUCACAUUGCCCAAAAAAUGCCUCACCACACAGACUCGACGAUUCAGUGCUUUCAUGGACUCACCUUGGACUCUGAUUGGUUCGUUGCAUCACCGCUACAAGCCGAACAAAUGGACCAGAUUGAACAUGUGUCUGCUGGCCAGCGGAUCGCGACUGAUUGCUUACAAGUCGGGAAAUGCCAUGAAUCCUAGUCUGGUCAUAUUUCUUUGUGGAGCCACAGGUGUCUAUGCCGGACGCGACAGUGGCAUGGAUUUUGUUAUCAAAAUCGCUCAUCCCACUCGGGGGACCACUGUCUUGGCCGCGGACACAGAAGCGCAAGCACUGAUGUGGAUUAAACAAAUCAAUAUGUAUGCACAAGGCAUUACUCCAUCGGAAAUACACUCAUUCCUUGAGCAUCCGGGCAUAACAAACUCAAUCUCCUCCGUUCCUCUGUUACCUCCAUCAUGUAUUCCUGCUACUCCGAUCCGUUCUCCCUCUCAGCCGGAUGGGGACCAUCUAAACGGAUGUUUACCAAACGGGUUGGAAAUUCAGGAGGACAGUGGAUUCUCUGCCCCAGUGUCAUCUGGCAGUGAGGGUAACAGUGCGGAUGGCGUAGUCAGCGGUCACGCAUUUCAGUGCCAUCCGUCUGUGUUUAAAAGUCAAUCAUCUUCCAACGUGUGCCUAUCCUCCGCAGUGACCUGUAUUCCUGGGACCGUCGUCACUGAUAGCCCUAGUGUUGGUCCUCACGAAUUAUGUAACGCAUGUAAAGCGAUACAGACACCGGUAGAGUCCACUUACCCCCUAGUGUCCACCACCCUUGUCCAAGCGGAUACAGUAUCAUGUCGCAGUGUGACGUCCGCCGUAACUCUUCGUCCACGUCGAGAAAGUUUGUUGUCGUCGAUGAAACGCAAAGUCGAAUCAUUGAAUUCGAAGCGUCGCGCCAGGAAAUCUCUACCUCAAGCAUUCGGUACUAUGGAGUCGCGCCCCUGUGCGUCAAACACGAUGGGUCUUGCUGAGUCAAACCAACCCGUAACUAACGUAGAAUCCACUAGCCUUCUUGCUGAUGACAACAAGUCUUUCACAACUGCUGUACAAAUGCCACCACCUGCGGCGGCAGCUCGACUUCCAGGGAGUUCGGGAACCUGUGCAUCUGGGUUUGAUUGGCCUCAGCUGGAAUCUGCUUGUGGUCUUUUUCUCAAAUCGUCUCCUCUGUUUCCCUCACCUUCCCCCGGCCGAAUGCGACCUCGCUCGUUUGUCGGUCCUUCCGGUGGUAGUUGGGAUAAAAUGGACCAGUCAACCGUUCCUUUUAACGCCACACACAUUCAUGGUCCUUUGGUCGAUCUCACCCACGUGGGCUUCUGCCCGCACCAUCGGGGGAUUUCACGAUCUGAUUGUGAAAGUCACGUGAUUGUAUCUGGCGAGGCUUACGUUUCCAUUCCGGGGCGUGUACCCUGGACAAAUCGUUGGUGUUGUCUUCGUUCCCAUUGUCUGGAUAUCUAUCCACUCACAAAGCAACCAUCGCGUGCUCGUUUGUUCAACUCGCCCACCACGGAUGACCAGUCUAUCACGCAGGCGAAUGCGUGGCCCUUUUUCUCUCUCACACUUGAACCAGGUCAGGUGGAGCUCGGCUUGGCCGGGGACAAAUACCACAAAGCAGCUCUGCGUUUGGCUGUUCCGAAACAAAGUGCUUUGGCAAUUUUGUUCGAUGCUCCAGACAAGUUACAAAUGGGAACAUGGAUUCGAGGGUUCAUCGAAGCUCUAGGGAUUAUUCCGUUGGAUCCAUCGAAACUCAGCUCGUCGUUUGACCGACCAGGACAGAAGGACCCGGUGCACUGUUCUUCCUCAGACUCACCUCAGGCCACCUACGAUUCUCCUGGAUAUACUUAUUCGGAACCGUGUGAAAGUGUUCCCCUUGUCUUGGGUAACCACUUGAUUCGCCGGAAUAACACCGGACGUGGUGGACUGUCCAUGGAUCAGUCAGUUUCGCAAGUGGACAUCAACUCUAUGACCAUAUACGAUGAAGUUUGCCCUGCACAGGAUACCAGCUCGAUGUUGGAUUCCAAAGCACUCGGAUACAAAUGUCGACGGAAUUCAUCCUCCUAUUCGGCCAAUCCUCUAGGAACUCCUUGUUUCUAUCCUCGGAAUCUUAGGGCACUGCAGCAAAGCUGUCAUGACUUAAUCUCCUCUGCCGAUAUGUCCGUUGAGAGCUACUCUGGCGACCAAACCGAUCGAUGGUGUGUUCCCCCACCGAGCCGAAGACUUUUAGCCCAACCUCUUCCCCCGUUGCCUUCGGUUGGUCCGAGUGGUGCUGAGUCCGUAACUGGCACUAUAACCAGUAGUCAUGCGUCUUCAAGUCUAACACCUGAUGACUGUGCCUUUUCCCCUGUCGUGAACUCGGAGCCCGAACUGCUGCACUCUUCCACGGGGUCGGCCAAAACACGUUCUCGCAAUCACCGGCCUCCUCGAGAUCCUCAAAAUCUUUCAUGUCCCACCCGAAGACGUCAUUCCAGUCUCGGUAGUAUGGAUCAUUAUGAACCUACGUGCUGUCAGUCUGUUGGAUUGUAUCCGGAUGAACUUGCUCCCUUUUCUCCUGAUGGUCGACCGAUUUUGGACGAUGGAGACGUCUUUCUGCAGGACAUGGAAUCCUCUACAUCACGCACGGGUUGCACACUUCUCUCAGGCCAGCUUCGAAGUCAAGGGACAAGCACCACCCACGUCGAUUUUCCUUCUAACAUAUCUCUGCUCUAUCAGGAUGAUCCCACGGGCCUUGCUUGGACAGACAGUGCCUCGCCUGUGUGGUCUGAGGAUUCACGGUUUAACAACAAGUCGGUCAAUGCCGCCGCGGCUAGACGCAGUGUUUCGUGUGUGACAGGUACCAAACCUACCAUCAACGAUCCACGCACAGUGGCAACUCUGCCUCCUCGUAGCGAAUUACCCCCGUUCGUGUAUCCACCUGACACCUCACGCCCCAAUCCAUUCGAUGACCUACGCCCAAACUUGUUAGUAUCCCUAACAAACGAUCACUCAUUGUCCUCGACUUCAUCGCAAACAGCAACGUCGUCGGGUGUGGCGCUGACUGCGGGUUCAUUCUCCUCAGGGUCUGGUGGGACGACGCGGCCCUCGUCCAUGGCAAUCACGUGGCCACCACCACCUACUCUAACCGAAGAACCGGAUUUUCCCGGGUCCGAUUCAGACGAUCAUCACAACCAUGAAAAGCCUCAGUCGCGGACGACCCCUACAAGUCCUCGGGAUUCAGAUGGACAGGAUACACGUACUAAUGUUGUUGGGACUGUUGCAAAGACCGAAAAUGGCACUGCUGCGUCGAGAAGAAAUCAAUUCCAAUCUAAGUCGACCAAACCGACUGUGAAACGUAUGCAUACGUUUAGUGGGGUUGAUCGGAGUACGCAAUGCCCGUUAUCGUCCGCAACAUUGUCAGACCUUCCCACCAAUGCUUCACUCCUGCUGGUCACAACUCAGUUAGAAGAAGUGCAGCAAGGUGCUAAGAAAUUGCGAUCAAGACACGCUGCACUGUCAUUUCGCCUGGCGAACCGCCUUGUUCGUGAGCAAGUGCACACGGCUAAGGAACUCAACGAAAAUGGCACGGAAUUUGAAAACAGGUCACAUUCGACGACCCCUCCUUCUGAAGACUCCACGGAGAAUCGGUCAAAGCUACCAGCAGCGUCACCCUAUGACAACAGCGCGGAUGAAGGUGAUGAGGCUACCUCGAGCUUGUGCGCUCGGUUGGCUGCCAUCGAAAUGUUAAUUCAACAGGCGGAAUCGAUUGAGACGCGUUUACGCGAUGAAGUCAACCAGUACAUGACGACCGAUGUAAGGGUACCGCCCGAGUUGAUUUCGAAUACGCCCAGUGAACAAUGCCAGACAACGUUGAAUGUACACACCCAGGGACGACGUGGACGGUGUCAUCGUGCGCGUCCAGCAUAUGGAAUACAAAGCUGUCCUAAUACAAAUCCGGGUGUUCCACCCGCUGCGCAGCACACCGCUAGGGGACGCGGUCGAGGUGGGCGAAACCGACGUAGGCGUUAUUAUGGCGGGGUUGGUGGAGGCGGGGCGGUUUCGGCCAAAUGUGAUGCAAUCGCGCUUGAGCUUGUUUUCUUCCCACUAACACUCAGAGAUACGGGAUUGUGUUCUCGUAUUCUGUCCGACAAACGCCUUGUCGUACGACCAACGUAUGAUGCUCGGCACGAGCAUACGAAUGAGUACACACAAAAGCUGGUGGUAGAACGUGGCAAUUUGUCCUUCAAGCAGAAUUUGAUAGUGGAGCUAGGAGUUGGAGCUCAUACAUAA